CAGUAACCGGAUUCUAUUAGUCUUCUAGAUUCUUCUUUGGCCUGCUUACCACUAUAUCCAUUUGAGUUCAUUCACAGAUCUAGGGUUACAAAACUCUAGAAUCUUCCACUCCUUGAACCCUCUAGACGCUCCUUUUCUUGCCCUUUAUCUCCUCCAUCGAAAUCCCAUCGCCGCCGCGUCUGAUUUCCAUAACGAGUACCUACCCUGUCUUACACUUCAAGUUCUCUGUUCUUCAGCAACAUUAAUGGCGAAAUAUGGAGAAGGGGAUAAGCGUUGGAUCGUUGAAGACAGACCAGACGGAGCGAAUGUUCACAACUGGCACUGGGCCGAGACCAAUUGCCUCGAAUGGUCCAGAAACUUACUGUCGAAGCUCCUCGCGGACCAAACAAUACUCGACGGAGAAGGGAACCUCUUCAUCAAGACAAAAAAGAUUGAAAAAGUGGAAGGAGAGGCUUACGUUAAUGUUCGAAAGGGGAAAAUUAUUCCAGGUUACGAGUUAAGCGUUUCAAUCAAUUGGCAAGGCGAGGCGCGAGAUGCUGAGGGGAAAUCUCUCUUGAUAGCCGAUGGAGUUGUUGAAAUUCCUUAUAUUGCGGAUGAAAACGCCGACGAGGAUCCUGAUCUUAGGGUUAUUGUGAAGGAUGAAGGUCCGAUCGGGAGGAGAUUGAAGGAUGCCUUCCUGGCGAAGGGGAAAGAUUUUGUUUUGAAACAGAUUCGGGUUUACGUCGAUGCCAUGGCAAAAGGUGGACCUGCAAAAGAUGAAUUGGAGGUGAAGAAGGUAACUUCCAAGCAAGCGGCAGCUCCUGUGUCGGCUCCACCGGUUGCUGCACCUGUCAAGAAGGUGGAGGAGAAGAAGGAGAAGAAGAAAGAAGGGUUUAAGACGAUUAAGCUGACAGAAAAGUUUAGCUGUAGGGCGAAAGAUAUGUUUGAGAUCUUGAUGGAUGACAACAGAUGGAAGGGUUUUACGCAAAGUAAUGCUAGAAUUAGCAAAGAGAUUGGUGGGGAGAUUAGUAUCUUCGAUGGAUCGGUUACUGGAACAAAUUUGGAGUUGCAGGAGGGCAAAUUGAUCGUUCAAAAAUGGAGGUUUGGAAGCUGGCCUGAUGGCAUCCACUCUACGGUUAGAUUGGUUUUAGAGGAGCCUGAACCUGGAGUCACGGUUGUGAAGUUGACACAGACUGAUGUUCCAGACGAAGACAGGUAUGGUAAUUCAACUGUGGUGGAGAACACAGAGAGAGGAUGGCGGGAUCUAAUUUUCCACAAGAUAAGAGCGGUUUUUGGGUUUGGUGUUUGAAAGGUGCACGACUUAAUUAAUGUAUUUGGUGAAAUGUAGAAUUAUCAAGUAUGAAAGUUGGAGUAAUAAAUUUGAUUAUUGUGGAUUGGUUGAAGGACACUGAAUAUUAUUGUGUCAAUCAUCAAUGCGUCGAAUUGAAUUUGUCUUUCUGUCAAAACUCUAAUGCUUUUGUGUUUGAACAUUACAACACAGUUGAUUUUGUGGGUUGGUUGUCUUUGU
Molecule: messenger RNA, 1507 nt
Organism: Lactuca virosa
Lineage: Eukaryota; Viridiplantae; Streptophyta; Magnoliopsida; Asterales; Asteraceae
Source: the annotation of a GenBank genome assembly